AUGGGUUCAACCACGAGCGACAACAUACAUGCCAUCAAGAGGCAACGUAACACUAUCGCGGCUCGGCGCUACCGCCAGAAGGGCAGAGAUCGCAUUACAGAAUUGGAAGCUGCCUUGAAAGAGGUUACGGAAGAACGGGAUCAGCUGCGGCUACAGCUGGCGAGGAAAGAAGCCGAGGUUGAUGCUUUAAGACAGUUGUUGAAGUGA
Molecule: messenger RNA, 207 nt
Organism: Colletotrichum truncatum
Lineage: Eukaryota; Fungi; Ascomycota; Sordariomycetes; Glomerellales; Glomerellaceae
Source: RefSeq, a predicted model, not a curated record